Linepithema humile (Argentine ant) is the source of this 1946-nucleotide messenger RNA. RefSeq names its product Farnesyl pyrophosphate synthase (gene Fpps). Gene Ontology annotation, cellular component: cytoplasm. The record is from RefSeq and is a predicted model, not a curated record. NCBI's taxonomy places the organism in Eukaryota, Metazoa, Arthropoda, Insecta, Hymenoptera, Formicidae. Gene Ontology annotation, biological process: trans, trans-farnesyl diphosphate biosynthetic process. Gene Ontology annotation, molecular function: dimethylallyltranstransferase activity; (2E,6E)-farnesyl diphosphate synthase activity.
AUCUGAGCGAUCGGACUAGGCUGAAGCCUGAAGUGCUCGUCCCCUCUUAUAUCUAAUCAGCUGAUUUCUCCCGCUUAGAAUUCCAUCCUUAUAAUUCGUUGGUCCAUGAUGAGCGAUGCAUAUACCGCUACCGGCGUUUGCGUACGCAGUUAAAAGGCGCCAGCUCGAUUUCCGCUUACGAGCGGUGUGACGCAUUCGUGCAAUACCGGUGGAAGUCGAAGGUCCAUAAUAGUCGCUAUUAAUUAUUCAUACGUUGUUGAUUCCACUGAUUAUUAUUAUUCUUUGAUUUGUUUUUACACAUUACACGGUACUCGCCGUCAUAAAAACAGUCUAUCGUGAGUGUUCGGAGUUUCAAGUGUUCGUCUGGGACGUGCAGUAUCUCACCGAUGUGAAUCUUUCGAGUGGAUUUCUCGUUUUUUUUUUUUUGUUGAAUCUCAUUUUUCCGGUCGCGUUAAGGAAUAUACGAGUGUGUUCCACGUAUAUCUGACCAUGUCGUCCGUCGCGCGAAACAGAUUCUUGUCGGUGUUCGGUGUUGCACGGCGCCUCACCACCGGUGACCACGCGCACGUCGGAUGGACGGGUGUACAGCGCGCGUGCUCCACUAUGUAUGAUAGAAAUCUGAUGUGUUGGAGGAUAUCGAAUUGUAACGUGAGAAUGGCUCAUUCCGUGACACCGCCUGCAUGGGUAACAAGCAAGGAUGAAAGUCGUGAGAUGAUGGCUGUGUGGCCAGACAUUGUUCGAGAUCUUACGGAACCAGCCAGGAAUUCGGACAUUUCAAAUCUUGCUAAAUGGCUGACAAAAGUAUUACAGUACAAUGUUCCAGGAGGAAAAAAAACUCGCGGUUUAUCAUUAGUGUACGCCUAUAAAAUGUUGGCACCUAGCGAUCAACUCACAGAAGAAAACAUUCGUCUAGCACGAAUCUUAGGAUGGUGUGUGGAACUGCUACAAUCUUUUUUCCUCGUGCUCGACGAUAUUCAAGACCGAUCGUUACUUCGCCGAAACCAACCGUGUUGGUAUUUGCACAAUGAUUUAGGUUUGGCAGCAAUCAACGAUGCCGUGUUAAUAGAGAAAUCGAUGUAUUAUUUACUUCAAAAACACUUCAAAGGGAGAGAGUGUUAUAUUGAUCUGCUAGAAACAUUUCAGGAUAUGGGAUUGAAGACUAUAAUGGGCCAGGCUUUAGAUUUACUUUCCACCAAUUUCGGCAAAAAGCUGAAUCUGGAUCUAUUUACGAUGGAUCGAUAUAAUUCUAUUGUUAAAUACAAAACGGCAUACUACUCGUUCAUCUUGCCAGUAACCGCGGCAAUGCAUUUGGCUAGGAUAAAGGACCCGGAGAUGUUUAGGCAAACCAGAACGAUUCUGUUAGAAAUGGGACACUUUUUCCAAGUCCAAGACGAUUAUUUAGGUUGUUACGGGAAUUCUGAAGUAAUUGGUAAGGAUAGUACCGAUAUAGAAGAGGGAAAAUGUACGUGGCUGGUUGUCGUGGCUCUUCAACGUGUCACACCAGAGCAGCGCAAAAUUUUAGAUGAAUGUUAUGGUUCCUCAGAUAAGGAAAAAGUGAGACGUGUGAUGCAACUUUACAAUGAUUUGGGUUUGCCAAACACUUAUUCCAUAUACGAAGAAGAGACAUAUAAUUUACUUAACACCCAUAUACAGCAAAUAUCACGCGGGCUUCCACACAGCCUCUUUCUCAAGUUAUUGGAAAAGAUUUAUCGCAGAUCGUCAUGAGAGUAUUUGUACAUCGAUUCAAAAUUAAGGAAUGAGAUAUGUUCUGUAAAUGUCAAGGACAUCUUUUUCUACUUUAUACAUACAUAAAUACAUAUAUAUUUUGAAUCUCUUUAAAUAUUAUUUUAAAGUGAAAAAUAUCAGAGGAUUUAUAAAACUGUUAUAUAUAAGAGAAUAUUCCAUUUAGAUUAAAACAUCAAUAAAAAAAUGCUUAAAACGUUUGA